Molecule: messenger RNA, 1587 nt
Organism: Dimorphilus gyrociliatus
Lineage: Eukaryota; Metazoa; Annelida; Polychaeta; Dinophilidae
Source: the annotation of a GenBank genome assembly
AGAAGGUCAUUUGAAUCGUUUGAAUAUGAUGCUGCCAAUCAGAAAUAUUGUAAAGAGUUUGUCAAACGUUAGAAUUUCCGUGUUCAGACGUUGUCAAUCAACAAUUGAAGGCACGCAGUACAAUUUAUAGAAACUCUAUAUUAUAUUAAUGUCAACUCUUUUAUUGAUUACAAACAUUUUAACAGCUGACCAGUUUCAACCUCUCAGUGGUGUUAAAAUCCUUGACUUGUCACGGUUUGAUGCUUAGUUAUAAACACACCAAUCAAUAAUUAAGAAAGUUUUCAUAGAUAAAUGUUUAUUGUAGAGUUGUAGCAGGACCAUUUUGCUCAAUGGUCCUUGCCGAUUUGGGAGCUGAUGUAAUUAAAGUGGAGAGGACAGGAGCUGGUGAUGACAGUAGAACAUGGAUUCCACCUACAGCAGGGUCUGAAAGUCUAUAUUUCUUGGCCGUUAAUCGUAACAAAAAGAGUAUUGCAGUAGAUUUUAGUAAGAAAGAAGGAGCCGAAUUAGUUCGUCAACUUGCCAAACAAAGCGACGUACUAAUAGAAAACUUCCUGCCAGGCAAACUACGUAAAUUUAACCUCGACUACGAAUCAUUAAAGGCAAUUAAUAAUGAACUUAUCUAUUGUUCAAUUACUGGUUACGGUCAGACUGGACCAUACAAGGAUCGUGGUGGAUAUGACGUAAUUGCUGCAGCUGUUGGUGGACUCUUAAGUAUUACGGGACAACCGGAAGGCGAACCAUGCAAAGUUGGCGUGCCUUUAACAGACAUUGCAACAGGCUUAUUUGCUCACGGAGCUAUAAUUUCAGCUCUUUUGGAAAGAAAAGAAUCUGGUAGGGGGCGUCAAAUUGAUUGUAGCUUGUUGUCUGUUCAGGUUGCCUGCCUUAUUCACAUAGCAGCCAAUUAUUUAAACAACUCUCUUAUGGGGAAAAGAUACGGAACAGCUCAUCCUAGUAUAGUACCUUAUCAGGCCUUUCAAACAAAGGAUGGACACUUUGUAAUGGGAGGCGGAAAUAAUAAGAGUUUUAAAGAGAUUUGUCAGAGACUAAGGUUGGAUUAUUUAUCGGAUGACGAUAGAUUUGUGACGAAUGAGAAAAGAGUAGCCAAUCGUGAAGAAUUAGUUAAGAUAAUUACCGAUAGGUUUCAUUUUUAUUUCAAAAUUUCUCUUCUCUGAUUAAAAUAAUUGCUAAGUAAACCUUUUCGCUUCUUUCCGUUCUAUUUAGAAUGAAAGAGAAGACUAACGACGAAUGGGUCAAGGCUUUAGACGGUGCGACAUUCCCUUAUGGGCCCGUUAAUAACAUGGAAAAAGUAUUUAAUGAUCAGCAGGUAUUGCAUAAUGAAUUAAUAGAAGAAAUGAAUCAUCCUAAAGCUGGUUCCAUAAAAUUACCUGCACAUCCAGUCAGAUACGACAAUAAAGCGCAUAAAUUUCGUACAGCUCCACCGUGCUUAGGAGAGCAUACAAAUGAGGUCUUGACCAAUGAACUAAAUAUGAGCGAUAACGAUAUUAGAGACCUAAAAAAUCGAGGAAUUAUCCAGUAAAAAUUGUCUAUUUUUACAAUCUUUAAAUAAAUAAAGCAUAAUUAAUUUAA